This is a messenger RNA of Mercurialis annua (annual mercury), 2550 nucleotides long. RefSeq lists its product as uncharacterized. The record is from RefSeq and is a predicted model, not a curated record. The transcript is spliced from 17 exons. NCBI's taxonomy places the organism in Eukaryota, Viridiplantae, Streptophyta, Magnoliopsida, Malpighiales, Euphorbiaceae. Gene Ontology annotation, molecular function: GTP binding; GTPase activity.
CAAAACUUUUCUAAAUCUAAUUUUUCUUAAGAGCGGCAAUCACCUACUUUUCGCUACAAACCCAUUUCAAUGGACUUCUCUUCUAUAGAUGCGAAAACCACCUGUAUGUAUGUAAUGUAAUGUAACCAAGUCCCACGAUCCUUAACGUACACCCAUCUCAUUGUCUCCUGAGAUCCCAUUUCUCUUCUUAAUUAUUAAUUAAAAUAAUCCACUCAAUGCCCAUUAUGUUUCCUAUAUUUGAUUUGCGGCAUUUGUGAAUUAAAAUUAAAAUCAGCCAUUGAAGAUCUUCCUUGCUAUCUCUGAAAUAUGAAGAUUGAUCGUUUGGGUUUGGUUAUUUCGCUUGUUCUUUGCUUUUUGGCAUCUGGGUCCCUUUCCAUUGACAGUUUUCACCAGGCUUUUCCAAUUAUUGAACCUGAUCCUGGUCACACGAAGCUUCGCCUUGCAAGCGAUGGCUUGGAAGCCAUCAGAAGAAUAACAACACCAAUUGCAGCUGUUGCUGUGAUUGGUCCGUAUCGCUCUGGAAAAUCUUUUUUGCUUAAUCAGCUUCUUUCACUUUCUUGUUAUGAAGGUUUUGGAGUUGGACAUAUGCGUGACACAAAGACGAAAGGGAUUUGGGUUUGGGGAACCCCACUAGAAGUGGAUAUUGAUGGAGUUAAAACUUCUGUGUUUUACCUUGACACGGAGGGAUUUGAAAGUAUUGGGAAGUCGAAUGUCUAUGAUGAUCGAAUUUUCGCUCUGGCAACCGUUUUGAGCUCUGUUCUUAUAUAUAAUCUGCCUGAGACGAUCAGAGAAGCUGACAUAUCCCGCCUGUCAUUUGCAGUCGAGCUGGCCGAAGAAUUCUAUGGAAGGUUUGCACUUUUUUUCCUUUCCUGAAUUGAGUAUCUUCUGUUUUAUGGGUUGGCUGACGACUAUGUCGGGGGAAAUAGAGUUAAGGGUCAAGAGGUUGCUUUUGAGCCUGCAAAGUUACUGUGGCUUAUCCAACGUGAUUUCUUACAAGGGAAAUCGGUGCAAGAAAUGGUGAAUGAAGCCCUUCAACAUGUCCCAAAUAAGGAAGGGAACAAGAAUAUUGAUCAGGUUAACCAGAUUCGAGAUUCACUCGCUAUUAUGGGUGAUAACAGCACAGCAUUUAGCUUGCCACAACCUCAUCUCCAGCGAACAAAGCUUUGCGACAUGAAGGAUGGUGAGCUUGAUUCAUUAUAUGUUCAAAGAAGGGAGCAGUUGAAGGAUGUAGUUGCUAGCAUUAUUCGCCCUAAGCUUGUGCAAGGAAAACUUCUUAAUGGACAAGAAUUUGUAUCUUUCUUGGAGCAGAUACUUGAAGCCUUGAAUAAGGGAGAAAUUCCAUCAACAGGCUCUCUUGUGGAGGUUUUUAAUAAGGGUAUUCUGGAGCGUUGUUUGAAGCUGUACAGUGAAAAAAUGGCAAAAUUAGGUUUGCCGCUAUCAGAGCAAUCUCUGCAAGAUGCCCAUGAAAGUUCUAGAGAGAAAGCAAUGGAAUCUUUCAAUGAACAGCAUUUUGGCCGUCAUCAUGCAAAGAAAUCUGUCAUGCAACUGGAUGAGGAGAUAGCUAAGGCUUAUAAAAAUAUCAUACUGGCGAAUGAAUAUCGAUCAGCAAAACUAUGUGAGGCCCUGUAUACUACAUGUGAAGACAAAAUGGACCAGCUUCAAGUUCUGAGACUUCCUUCCAUGGCAAAAUUCAAUGCUGGCUUUCUGCAAUGCAACCAAAGCUUUGAGCAGGAGUGUGUUGGACCUUCAAAGGAUAAUUAUAAGCAACGCAUGUUGAAGAUGAUGGUGAAGUCGAAAUCUCUUUUUAUAAAGGAAUAUAAUCACCGACUCUUCAAUUGGUUGGUGGUCUUUGCGCUUGUGAUGGUGGUAGUAGGCCGGUUUAUUAUAAAGUUUAUUUUGAUAGAAAUUGGCGCGUGGAUACUUUUUAUCUUUCUGGAGACAUACACGAGGAUGUUUUGGUCAGCAGAAUCUCUGUAUUACAAUCCAGUUUGGCAUUUCAUUGUGGCAACUUGGGAAACCAUUGUUUACAGUCCUGUUCUUGAUUUGGACAGAUGGGCGAUUCCAAUUUUACUUAUGGCGGCGGUAUUGGUAGUUUAUUGGCGUUGUUUUGGCAAAAGGAAACACGGAUCACGGUGGUUGUUACCGGUAUACAGCAACCAAAAAGCCGGUUCAAAUAGGGCUAGAUCGGACUAAACUUUACGACUGUAAUGCCUUGAAACAUUUAGCAUAACCUUUGGUUGAAUCAUCCUGGGUGAGCUUUCUUAUGUUUUUGUUUAUGAUUAUGAUAUGAAGGCCCCCCAUUCUUUUAUGGUUGCUCUGUGAAAAUAUAUGGAGAUGAUGAGGAAAAGGAUGAGAUGAUUUGGUCCGGCAACACAGAUACUCUUUGUAACUUUAGCAUUUCCUGAUUGUUUAUAUCAAUGUAAUCUUUUGAUUAUUUAAACAAAAAAUGUCAUGCUUCACAGGUUUAGAUUUUACAAAAAGAUGACAGCAACUACAGAUCUUAUUAACAUUGAAAUUAUUCAUUCAAUUAAGAUUAUAUUAUUAUUAGCA